Messenger RNA from Branchiostoma belcheri (Belcher's lancelet), 1781 nucleotides. RefSeq lists its product as uncharacterized. Gene Ontology annotation, molecular function: DNA binding. The transcript has a single exon. The record is from RefSeq and is a predicted model, not a curated record. Gene Ontology annotation, cellular component: nucleus. NCBI's taxonomy places the organism in Eukaryota, Metazoa, Chordata, Leptocardii, Amphioxiformes, Branchiostomatidae. Bases 80 to 787 code for a protein of 235 amino acids.
UUUAUGACAAGUUGUUGCUUUUUGCCGAGUUGUAAAUGUUUCAUGUGUUUGUUGCUUUUUCUCGAGUUGUAAAUGUUUCAUGUGUGUUUUAUACUUCUGUUCUUAUGUGUCUCUCUCGUAUUUUUGUACAGGUUCCAAUCGUAGGGCUGGAGGACAAGAGCAAAUCACCAUGCUGCUGACCAUCACGCUGGCUGGCCAGCUCCUGCCGCCCCAGCUCCUCUACCAGGGAAAGACGACAGGCUGCCACCCGAAGUUCGACUUCCCGGAGGAGUGGGACAUCCAUCACAGCGAGUCCCACUGGUCCAACGCCUCCACCAUGGACCGGUAUGCAGACAAAGUUCUCAUCCCCUACGUGACGGCUCAGCGCGAGGCCCUGGGGUUGAGCGAAGACCAGUCAGCUUUGGCGAUCUUCGAUGUCUUCAAGGCGCACCGGUGCCCUGAGCUCCUGGCCAAGCUCAAGGAGAAUCACAUCCACGCCGUCUUCGUGCCAGCCAGCUGUACGGGAGAGCUUCAGCCCCUCGACUGCGACGGCGGGGUGAACGACGUGUUGAAGAAAGAGCUGAAGCAGCGCUUCGUGCAGUACUACGCCGACAAGUUCACAACAGAGCUACAGGAGGGCCGAGACCUGGCUUCGAUCUCCGUGGACAUGACGCUGUCCAAGCUCAAGCCCAUCCAUGCGAACUGGGUCCUGGGUGCUAUGGAUAGCAUUGCAAACAACGUGGACGCCAUCGCCAGGGGAUGGGACCGUACCGGAAUCAGAGGAGCUGUGAGCCGGGCGCGUGAGUAGAACAAUAGCCGCCGCCAUGUUUGAACUCUGUUGCCAAAAAUGUUGCCAAUUUCUGACGAACAUUUCUGACCAGUAGUCCACACGUAGAUCACCACUAGUUUGAAUUUUAGCGCACUAUUCGAUAGUUUUACUGUAGGUGAAUGUUUAAAACCAUGUUAAUUCAACAAGUUGUACAAAAAUCAAGCAAACUUUGACCGACAUGUAUGUAAACAAGGACGCUACGCUAUGUAAACAACGGCCGCCAUGUUGAAUUUCUCAUGAUUUGUCAAUCCGCCCGCCGCUAGAUUUUCGUGCAAUUCUUGCUCUGUAAUUACCUGUAAAUAUUGUAAGUGUAGCGUAAAUUUUAUUGGAAUGUAUGGAAAUGUUGUGCAAUGAUUUUUUUUGUGUGUAGCUUGUAGUGUAACGAUGUACCCGUGUAGUUUGAUAUUUCGAUGUUUAGACAAAGACCCACGCUAUCGCGCUUGGACAAAGACCCACGCUAAAAAUUCCCGCUUGGUUCGAAUUUUUUGCCGAUUUUCUGUACUGUAAAUAAACUGUAAAUAAGUCUGCUUUUUGUAUGUUUAUGCACCGAUGUAUGUUGUAAAAUUCCGUAUGUUACGAUGUUGCACAUGUUUGCAACUGUUCACCGCUAUAUCUCAGUGAACUAGCGUUCUUGUUAAAAUUUGAUGUUGUCUAGUCGGCUAUCAUGUAAACUUUUACACUGUUCGCAAGAAGCACUAGUAACAAAUAAUGAGUCCAUAAACCAUAUGCUCUUUGAAUAAAGUUUAUUUGAUUCUGAAAAAAAGUCUUUCGUUAUUCGUCGCGUCUUGUCAUUUACUAGACUAGUUCUACGUAAUGUAGAAGUUACUAUACUACAGUACGUAAAUAGAGUUGAGACGCACGAUGUGGGAGGGGGGUGGUACGUACGGAAUGGGUUCGCGAGGAGGUGAGUUCACGGGAAGAAGGUCUUCGUGAAAACCGUGAACUUAAAGAUUUCGUAAUAAAAAAUGGACUU